AUUCUACCUGAGGUGAUAACAGUUCAAAAGAUCUAUGACUCUAUUCUUCGUAUAGCACAAGAAGUGUCGCAUGUUAAUUUUCUCUACUUCUCGAUCUUCAAACGUUCAUUGGGUGAAUAUGCUUCAUCUAUUUGUGUUCAUAUUCAUAUUUCAUAACAUUCAAUGUCUAACAUUACAGAAAGAAUUUGCUUUUCUUGAUCCUCACGUUCUUGCAUCUGUCAAUGAUGAUUGUGACCCAUCAACAAUACCUGUCAUGGACAGUUUUGAUAUAAAAAGAUUUUCAGGAAAAUGGUUUGAGCUCGCGAAAACUGCAGGAGGAUACAUCGAUGUUUCGGAUGGCGUGUGGCUAAUAGAAGGCACCAACACAACAAACAAGUUCCUAUACAGUGGACGAGACAACAAUCAGCAUUGUAUAAGGCCCAUCAAAGGAGCCGUAUCAGCUGCUAAGGAGCCUCCUGGGAUGCUCACAUUGAAAUACCAAACUUAUUCAACCCAUGUGGAAGAAACUGUCAGGGUUCUAUUUACUGAUUACGUGUCCGUGGCGGUCAUCUACACAUGCAUGUUCCAUGUUCAUCAUGUAAAAGAAGUAUGUCAUGCGGCCGGUCUUUUCGGCGCUAUUUGGACAAGAAAACCUCAUGUGGAUGUAGAAGUAUACGAAAAAGCAGUGCAGUAUCUUGAAAUGGCCUGCAUCCAAAAAACAACCCUAAUUAUUAGAAAUGUCAUCGGACCAUGCAGAGUUGAUAAUUGGGAUUUUAGAAUUGAUGACUUCCCAGCACCAGAUUAUUGUUACCAACCUGUGGAUUUGGGAUCUUGCCGUGGAAGCAUUCAGCGGUAUUACUUUGACCCGAAAGAAAAGAUUUGCAAGAUAUUCAACUACGGAGGCUGUGGCGGAAAUAAAAAUAACUUCAUGUCACUCCCAGAAUGCCAGAAAAACUGCAUUACUGCUUCUGAGAAAGAUCCGGUGUGCAUGUCCAUUGCUAAAUGUGGGUUGCACUGCUCACCCUGUUGUACAGAAGACAGAAAUGGCUGCGUGCAGUGCAACUGUGAACAUAUAAUAGAAGAUGACUUCCUGAACUGCGUCAAAACUCCAUCUCAGUGUGCUUCUGAUUGUGAUGUUGAACAUUUUUAUCCUGGUUGCUACGUCUGCAGAUGCGACAGAGAAAUCAAAAUUGAUGAAUCGGCUCUAGGAGUUUGCAAUGAGGUGAAAGUUGUGGGAAAUUGCAACAACAAAAUAGAGCGUUUCUAUUAUAAUAAUGUCGAUGAUAAGUGUGAGAAAUUUAUUUAUUCUGGAUGUAAUGGGAAUAACAACAAUUUCAAUACUAAACAAGAAUGUGAAGAAAAAUGUUUAAGUUCAAAUAAUGUGUUACAGAAUUCUAUGCAAAAAAUACCAGAUGAUGAUGAACCAGAUGAUUCCACAGCAAUCAGAUGCAAUUUUUUGCUUAUCUUGCUUGCCAUAUUUUCAAUAUAUUUUCAUAACAUUAUAAUCACACAUUCAAAAAUUCUCUAAAAGACCAGUAAAAUAUGUUUAAAUGUU
Argiope bruennichi is the source of this 1534-nucleotide messenger RNA. RefSeq lists its product as uncharacterized. Gene Ontology annotation, molecular function: serine-type endopeptidase inhibitor activity. Lineage: Eukaryota; Metazoa; Arthropoda; Arachnida; Araneae; Araneidae. The record is from RefSeq and is a predicted model, not a curated record. Bases 71 to 1507 code for a protein of 478 amino acids. The transcript has 11 exons.